Neolamprologus brichardi is the source of this 2238-nucleotide messenger RNA. The record is from RefSeq and is a predicted model, not a curated record. Lineage: Eukaryota; Metazoa; Chordata; Actinopteri; Cichliformes; Cichlidae.
ACCAAUUCCAUCGCUUUGCACCAGAGGAUUGUGGGUAUUGAGGUUUGGCGUCACGUUUUUUAGAUCCAGCAUGGCAGCGAAACAGAAAAGGAAAUUAGAAGACUUGAGUGUGGAUGAGUUCCUGCUGACAGGCUUUGAAUCUGACGAAGAGCCUCCCAAACAGAAUGGGCUCAAGAAAAAGACAGAUCAGAACUCUCCAAGCCCUAAGAACUAUGGUACUAUUCUGCUAUAUGUGCUGCCUGGCCUAACCAAAGUCCAAGUCCUAACCGAAUUGAGAUGCUUUGGCAGGGGCGAGGCCAGCUCUGGGGAUGAAGAAGAUGAUGACGAUGAAUAUGCUGCAAAAAGUUCAAAGAAAGCCAAGAAGGGAGCAGAUACUAUCAAAGUCACAGACAAAAUGAUAGACGACUGGAAAGCGGCCAUGAAGAAAGAACCCACAGCUCAUCUCUUCAGAGAAGUUACGCAGGCCUUCAAGGCUGCUGUCGCCACAACGAAGGGUGAAGAGGGCGGUCAGUGCCGCUACAAAGUAGCUGACAGCUCAGUGUUCAAUGCUUUGGUCCUGUUCUGCAUCAAAGAUAUCCACGGAGCUCUGCAGAGGAUUCUUAACCUGAAGCCAGAUAAAGACCAAAAAAAGUCAGUGCUUCCUUCGUCUAGUCCAAGAUGGCAGAAGAAUCAGAUGGACAUAAAGAUGUAUCUCAGUGGAGUGGUUCAGCUGUUAUCCAGCCUAACGGAGGCUACGGUCAUCUGCGCGGUCCUGAAGCACACCAACCAGCUCGUACCGUAUUACUUGUGUCUACCCAAACAGUGUCGCCACCUGAUUAAGCAACUAAUGAAGCAGUGGAGCACGGGGGAAGAGACGAGUCGGGUUCUUGCCUUCCUGGCCCUCAAUAAAAUCUGCCGCCAGAAACAGGAAACGUACCUCAACCCGAUUCUUAAGCAAAUGUACAUUUCUUAUGUACAAAACUGCAAGUUCACGUCUCCCAACGUGCUGCCCAUGAUCAACUUCAUGCAGAGAACUCUGACAGAGAUGUACGCCCUGGACACGCAGGUCACUUACCAGCACGCCUUCAUCUAUAUCCGACAGCUGGCCAUUCACCUCAGAAACGCCAUGACCAUGAAGAAGAAGGAAACAUAUCAAUCAGUUUAUAACUGGCAGUAUAUUCACUGUCUGUUCCUGUGGUGUCGGGUCCUGAGCACACUGCACCCCAGUGAGGUACUGCAGCCUCUGAUCUAUCCACUCUGCCAAGUCAUAAUUGGCACCAUCAAACUGGUUCCCACAGCGAGGUAUUACCCUCUGAGGAUGCACUGUUGCAGAGCGCUCACUCUGCUGUCUGGCAGCACCAACACGUUUGUGCCCGUUCUGCCUUUCCUCUUGGAGAUCUUCCAGCAAGUUGAUUUCAACAAGAAACCCGGACGAAUAAGUAAGAAACCCAUCAACUUUGCAGUCAUCCUGAAGCUUAACAAGGUCAACCUAAUCGAGAAAGCCUACAAGCUCGCCUUGCCCACCAUCAUUCAGCUGAAAGCGUUCCUGAAGGAAUGCAAAGUGCCCAAUUACUCCAAGCCGGUGCGUCAGCUGUUGGAGAAGAUACAGGAAAACAGCAGCCACAUCACAGGACGGAGACAGAAGGCCACGUUUGGAGUGGCCGAUGCCACCGCUGUGGCGGCUUGGGAGAAGCAGAUCCAGGAGGAGGGGACCCCCCUGAGCAAAUAUUACAGCCAGUGGAAGAAGCUGCGAGAGAAGGAGAUCCAGCUGGAGAUUUCUGGCAAGGAGAGGAUGGAGGAUCUGAACCUUCCUGAGAUCAAACGGAAGAAGAUUGAAGAGAAGAAGUCCGAGGACAAAAAGGAGUUCAAGGGUCUGUUCCAGUCUGACAGCGACUCCGAUGAAGAUGACGAUGCAGGACUCAAAAUCAAAUGUAAGAAGAGCAGCCGUGCGUCAGAUGACGAGGAUGACGAUGAUUUUGAAGACCUGUCUGACCUGAGCGAUGAUGAAGACUUAGAUGAUGAUGAUGAAGAGGAGGAAGAGGAAGGAGAUAAAAAGGCUUCCAAGACUCCUCAGCCGCUGUCCUCCUCUGCUCUGAUAAAGCUGGCUGAGGGAGAGGAGGAUGUAAUUGAAGACCUGGAACUGUCUGAUGACGACUGAGGGUCUAGAGGAGCGAUCAAUAUUUCCAGUAUUUCCUCUCUUUGCUAUUGUUUUAAUUUUCUAUGUACAGUACAAGUUUAAUUUUAUUAAACACUGAGCCU